Cucumis melo (muskmelon) is the source of this 928-nucleotide messenger RNA. RefSeq lists its product as uncharacterized. Bases 267 to 659 code for a protein of 130 amino acids. The record is from RefSeq and is a predicted model, not a curated record. The transcript has 2 exons. Lineage: Eukaryota; Viridiplantae; Streptophyta; Magnoliopsida; Cucurbitales; Cucurbitaceae.
AAAACUUAUAAUUUUUUGUCUUAUUUUUUGUUAAUUUCCCAAAUAAAACUCACCUUUGGUUUUCAUUGUUGACCGUUCAGCCCCUUUCGUCAAAAUCAAGCCCUAAACACUCUUCACUCUCCUCCGGUCUUCCCCAAUCUUCGACGUCCGCCCAUCCCCUCCGAUCAGACGGCGCCGGCGACUGCAACUCCGAUCUGACCAGCCGCGUUGGCCCUCCGUUUUGUUUACUUGCUGUCUCGGUUUAAAGAAACAUUUCCCAAGAAAGAAUGGCAGGCAAGGCUGCCAAAUCUGUGGCGAAGGCCAUCAGCGAGUAUCAGUAUCCAUGGCAGGAGAAGUUGGCAAAAUACAAGAAUGAGCUAUCGAAAGGGGUUUGGGGUUACUGGGAACUAGGGGCAUGGAAGCACCUGGGCAUAAGUGCACGUCAUCGAGCCAGGCUUCGCAAGGAAGUACUUCUUGCUGGGCAGGAUUGGCCAUAUGAUCCAGAGAGGAAAGAGAUGAGAACCAAGAGGAAAGGGCACAAAUGCGAUCGUAUUGCGGCAGAGAAACGGGAAAACACUGCCAGGUUGAUGGAGAAAAUGCCAGAUAUGUUACUUCAAUACAAGAAGCGCAGGUGGGAGAAGAAGAUGAAGGAAGAAGAGAAGAAAAAGCAAGACAACUGAUAUGUUCUUGUUUUUUUUACUUGGUCCCGACAACUAUAGAUGGUUGGUUUCUUGCUGGUUUCUCAUGCAUGGGGAUAUUGGUUUUGUUAUCUAUACUUUGGAUUAGAUAUCGGUAUAUCACUUUGUAGGAAUUAAUAAUCUUUGAUUUCAUGUUUGGUUAUCCCUUACAUGACAGUGAUCUUAAGUAAAUUGAUGUUUGUAUUGAUAUAACAAAAUGAGGAAGAAUUAGAGCACUCAUAGUUUUCCAUGUAUAAAAACAUUUCUUUUUA